This is a messenger RNA of Oncorhynchus nerka (sockeye salmon), 5647 nucleotides long. Its product is annotated as protein sprouty homolog 4-like. NCBI's taxonomy places the organism in Eukaryota, Metazoa, Chordata, Actinopteri, Salmoniformes, Salmonidae. The record is from RefSeq and is a predicted model, not a curated record. Gene Ontology annotation, cellular component: cytosol; membrane. Gene Ontology annotation, biological process: animal organ development; negative regulation of Ras protein signal transduction; negative regulation of MAP kinase activity. The transcript is spliced from 2 exons. Bases 179 to 1138 code for a protein of 319 amino acids.
GACCGUGUCCUCACUGCAGUAAGCAUCGAGUGGAUAGUGUUCAAUACUUUUUGGACUUAGUGUUUUUUCUUUACUUGGGAGAAUAUCUUUGGAAUAUACAUGCAGUCUUCGAGCGAAACAGAGAAAUGCGCUGCUAGUCUGGAAAAGACUGCUAGAUGUUGAGCUCUCUGUUUUCUGUAUGAGGGACACAACCACACAGAUGGAGUCGAGGGUUCCCCACCACAUCCCUGGAGUGUCUUCCUCCAUUAUAUCCCAGCCAUUGCGUAUGGUUCCGUAUGGAAGGCUACAGCACCCGCUCACCAUCUUCCCAAUCGACCAGAUGAAGUCCUCUCAUGUGGAAAAUGACUAUAUUGACAGUCCCGCUGUGGUCUCCCAGCAACCCCUCAACCAGAAGGCUGUCAACAGGGGGCCCCACGAGGCACUGUUAGGGGCCCCCCACCUCCCCCAACUGGCGCGCUGCAACCCUCACAACGCCACCACACACCCCUGGAUAACCUUCAGCGGGCGGCCCAGCUCCAUCAGCAGCAGCAGCAGCACCUCGUCAGAGCAGAGGCUGCUGGACCACGCAGCCCCCACCCCCGUGGUGGACCACAACUCCACCGUAGUCACCACCAGGACCCCCUGCUGCGGGCCCAAGGUGCUCACCUCAAAGCCCCUGGAUCUAAAAACUGCUGCCCUGGGGGCUGCAACGGUUGACAAGAAGCACAUGCUGCUGUGUGAGAUUUGUGGGAAGUGCCGCUGCACGGAGUGCACCCUGCCCCGGACCCUGCCCUCGUGCUGGGUGUGUAACCAGGAGUGCCUGUGCUCAGUGCAGAGCCUGGUGGACUCAGCCACCUGCAUGUGCCUGGUCAAGGCCAUUUUCUACCACUGCACAGAGGACGAGGAUGAUGAGGGAUCUUGCGCCGACCGCCCGUGCUCCUGCCACCAGUCUAACUGCUGUGCGCGCUGGUCCUUCAUGGCAGCCAUGUCCCUGGUGCUGCCCUGUCUGGUGUGCUACCUGCCCACCAUGGGCUGUGUCAAACUGUCCCAGAAGUGCUAUGACAAAACCAGCCGUCCGGGCUGCCGCUGCAAGAACUUCCAGCAGGCCUGUAAGAGCAUGGAGGCCAAGGCUGCAGGCCAGGAGAAACAGGCCUCAUGAUAGUCAUUGGCUGUUGCCUUAUCAAUACCCUCUGGAUAGGACAAUCGCACCAACCCCUACCCACUGGAUGACUUCCAGAAAACCAUGGUACUUACAAAAGGGUUUACACUUGUCCUUCUUGGUUCGAGUGAUGUUAUUCCACACAAGUCAGAAUAGGUCUGUCUGCUCAAUUGGUUGUCCUAGACAACUGCUUGCCUCAGAACCCAUCUUUAUAAGUAUAACAGACUGGCAGAUUUUGUUUCUAAAAUGGCUGAAGGCACAAUUCAUUAUCCCUCUAUACUGCUCUGAAUUUCCAGCUUCAUCAUAGCCAGCUACUCUAUGACACAUUGGACCCCAGUUGUUGUUCUCCAAAAAAAACACACAAAAAAGAAGCCUGCUCCAAAGCAGUUUCCCUCUGUUUAUGCAAACUGUUGAUUUCCUUUUGGGUAGUAAAGGAUACUUCAACUGAAACAGCCACCCACUCUCCCCCAUACAUGAAACGUUUCAGUCCCAUACAAGCCUUCCUGUUGCUAGCUUGAUGUCGAGCUCGUUAUGUCAAGGUGGAAAAGUGAGAGGUAAAGUCGUGUGUCUUUGCCCGUCUGAUAUGUAAGGUCAUACCACAACUGAGAGAAAAAUAGUGUUUAGGAUUGCCUGACUUGAUCACUUUCCAUUUCUUUGAGGGGAUUUUUUAAACCUAGCUUUUACCAAUCACUUCAGAAUAAUUGCACGUCAUGCCCUGCAUGAUGUGACGUAGUGGUUAACCCCAGUGCUCGACGUGGAUGUGUUGUAGAAAAACCUCCUCAGGGAUCGUUCCUCAUCAGUAGAAUUUGGUCUAGCACGUAAAAACUGCCAUUAGCCUAGUUGACUUCACUUUGCACAAUAGGCAAAGAACAGUUUCAAAAGGGCAAAAGGGCAAUUGUGAAUUAUUUAGGAAGAGUAAGUUAAGAGAGGAAAUGGAGGGAAAAUACAGUCUUAGAAAAAAAGGUGCUAUCCAGAACCUAAAAGUUUUUUUGGGCUGUCCCCAAAGGAGAACCCUUUGAAGAACCCUUUUUGGUUCAAGGUAGAAACAUGUUGGGUUCCAUGUAGGACCCUUUCCACAGUGGGUUCUACAUGGAACCAAAGGGUUUUACGUGGAACCAAAAGGGUUCUCCCUGGGACCAAAAAUAGUAAUCUUAUGGGGAUAGAUGAAAAACUGUUUUGAAAAAUUUCUGGAGUGUAGCGUUUUCAGAAAGAGGUAAAGUGAAGCUGUAGCAUAUCUAGCCAGCCUUAGUUAAAUCAAACCUGCCACUUGAACAACCUUUUUAGAUGACGCAAACCCCUUAUGAUGUACUGAAGCACAGUAUUAAGUAUCAAUGCUUAAUGUAUUUUACAUUACUCUGUGAACUACUUUGAGUCCACAUUGUAUCAAAUCAAAUUUUAUUGGUCGCAUACACAUAUCUAGCAGAUGUUAUUGCGGGUUUAGCAAAAUGCUUGUGUUCCAAGCUCCAACAGUACAGCAUUAUCUAACAAUACACACAAAUCUAAAAGUAAAAUAAUGGAAUUAAGAAAUUCUCAUAAUUUUUGCUGCAGUGUUGAGUUUUUCGUCUGUUAGAAAUAUUAUUUAUCUUUAUUUUCUCAAUCUAUUUUUUGCGGCUUGCAUGGAGUACCAAUGACUUUGCCAAAGGAGUUUAGUAUAGCUUGUUUAGCUGUCUUAAGGAUCAUAUUUGUUAUGCACUCGCCAAAUUGUCAGAGGGCAAUUGCUCUUAAAGGUGCUGUGUCCUUUUUUAUGCUUCAGUUUGGCAUAAAGGGAUGCCAUCGUUGCAUAAUCUACACAUUUCUGUCACGUCGGUUCUGAGGUCCCCCACUAACAUUAGGGCCCGCCUCUUUUACAUUUUUGUACUUGUCUUGUUGCACAAAGCAGAAAACAUACAGGAGAAAAACACUGUUCUUAGUCUUGAAUGUAUAAGGCAAUAUUAUUUUCAAAUGAUUGCAAUUCAAUCCAAGGGAAGGUGCCAAAAUGGGGAAUUAUGUUCUGACUGACAAAGCCAGGGAAUAUUUGUUGAUGUGGUGACAAUAUGUUAUAGAAAUAAACCUAUGUUAUAGAAAUAGACCUAUGCAGGUGAUAUGUUGUUUUAAAUGUCCUUGAAAAACUGCAUGGUACAUUAUAACUACAAUACAAAACAUAGAUAGAUAUAUAGAUAUAUAUUUUGAGGGUAAAGAUUUGAGGUUGAGGGGAAGAGGGAGGGGGGAAGACAGGUCUUACUAUCAUAAGCACUUGAUUUAGAAAAGUGUGCCCCGCAGUAAAAAAUACCUCUGUUUAUGCUAUUCAUGCCUCUUUAGCGGAUAGAGGCGAAGCUAAUUCCCAGUUCUUCAGUGCCCCUGCAACUGUGGAAUCAUUGAAUCCACUGAAGCAAUACAAUUUUGGCCUAUCCGGAUCAACCCAUUUCCCCCUGUUUGUACUUACACAGUGUCACAAUUUUUUUUCCCUCCCCAUUUUGGCCGACAAAUACCCUGGCCUUGAUUAACAAAUACCCUGGCCUUGAUUAACAAAUACCCUGGCCUUGAUUAACAAAUACCCUGGCCUUGAUUUACAAAUACCCUGGCCUUAAUUAACAAAUACCCUGGCCUUGAUUUACAAAUACCCUGGCCUUAAUUAACAAAUACCCUGGCCUUGAUUUACAAAUACCCUGGCCUUAAUUAACAAAUACCCUGGCCUUGAUUAACAAAUACUCUGGCCUUGAUUUACAAAUACCCUGGCCUUAAUUAACAAAUACCCUGGCCUUGAUUAACAAAUACCCUGGCAUUGAUUAACAAAUACCCUGGCCUUAAUUAACAAAUACCCUGGCCUUGAUUAACAAAUACCCUGGCCUUGAUUAACAAAUACCCUGGCCUUGAUUGACAAAUACCCUGGCCUUAAUUAACAAAUACCCUGGCCUUGAUUGACAAAUACCCUGGCCUUGAUUUACAAAUACUCUGGCCUUGAUUUACAAAUACCCUGGCCUUAAUUAACAAAUACCCUGGCCUUAAUUAACAAAUACCCUGGCCUUGAUUUACAAAUACCCUGGCCUUGAUUUACAAAUACCCUGGCCUUAAUUAACAAAUAUCCUGGCCUUGCUUAACAAAUACCCUGGCCUUGAUUCACAAAUACCCUGGCCUUAAUUAACAAAUACCCUGGCCUUGAUUUACAAAUACCCUGGCCUUGAUUUACAAAUACCCUGGCCUUAAUUAACAAAUACCCUGGCCUUGAUUAACAAAUACUCUGGCCUUGAUUUACAAAUACCCUGGCCUUAAUUAACAAAUACCCUGGCCUUAAUUAACAAAUACCCUGGCCUUGAUUUACAAAUACCCUGGCCUUGAUUUACAAAUACCCUAGCCUUAAUUAACAAAUAUCCUGGCCUUGCUUAACAAAUACCCUGGCCUUGAUUUACAAAUACCCUGGCCUUAAUUAACAAAUACCCUGGCCUUGAUUUACAAAUACCCUGGCCUUGAUUUACAAAUACCCUGGCCUUAAUUAACAAAUACCCUGGCCUUGAUUAACAAAUACCCUGGCCUUGAUUUACAAAUACCCUGGCCUUGAUUAACAAAUACCCUGGCCUUGAUUGACAAAUACCCUGGCCUUGAUUUACAAAUACCCUGGCCUUGAUUUACAAAUACCCUGGCCUUGAUUAACAAAUACCCUGGCCUUGAUUUACAAAUACCCUGGCCUUGAUUUACAAAUACCCUGGCCUUGAUUUACAAAUACCCUGGCCUUAAUUAACAAAUACCCUGGCCUUGAUUAACAAAUACCCUGGCCUUGAUUUACAAAUACCCUGGCCUUGAUUUACAAAUACCCUGGCCUUGAUUAACAAAUACCCUGGCCUUGAUUUACAAAUACCCUGGCCUUGAUUAACAAAUACCCUGGCCUUGAUUUACAAAUACCCUGGCCUUGAUUAACAAAUACCCUGGUCUUGAUUUACAAAUACAGCUGCUGUCCAUAAACGUGUCAAAAGCACCAUGAGGAAAAGAGAACUGUAAAGCUAUGUUCCAUUCCAUCUUGUUUAAUAGUGGAUCUCUUUUGCUUCUCUGCCUUUUUCUUCUCUGUCUCUCUCACACUGUGGCUUGGGUAAAAUCCUUAGCCCCAAACUACAUUAGAGUCAUGUGUUUGGUGGCCUGUUAAGGUAUUGAAUAAUCACCAACCAUGACAACUCAAUAAUGAAGCCUUUUAUUUUGGUAGAAUGCUGUGACUUAAAUUCCAUUUUGUGGUACACUUGUGGCCACAAGAAUUAUCUUCAACUCAAUCAAAAUAACCUUAAAAACUGCUGGCUCCUGCUAUUCAAUGUCUUUGCCUUUGCAAUGUCAAUGUUGCGGAAAAAUUAGCUCUGUGCUUUUGUUUUGUUUAACUAUAACAAAAUGAACAAAUCUCCCAUAUAAAAGUUUCCCUUUAUAGAUAUAUUUAUUUUGAAGUUCUAUUUUAUAUAGUAUUUAUUUAGAUGCCAACCUGUGUUUGUGAAGAAAGCUCAUGUCGAAAUGGAAUGUACAUUGACAUUGGAAAUAUAUAUUGUUAAAUAUAAA